Molecule: messenger RNA, 2509 nt
Organism: Schistocerca cancellata (South American locust)
Lineage: Eukaryota; Metazoa; Arthropoda; Insecta; Orthoptera; Acrididae
Product: facilitated trehalose transporter Tret1-like
Exons: 2
Coding region: 1-1473 (490 amino acids)
Biological process (GO): transmembrane transport
Cellular component (GO): membrane
Molecular function (GO): transmembrane transporter activity
Source: RefSeq, a predicted model, not a curated record
AUGGCGUCGGAAAAAGCGGUAGCGGGCGUCGCCACGCAGUUCCUGGGCGCCUUCGUUGCUAACCUCAUAUCACUGAACACUGGUUACGUCGUCGGGUGGUCGGCCGUGGCUAUCCCUGUUCUGGAGAACAACGGGACAGCCAACGAUACCGCUCCGCUGGAUCGGCCGCUGACUAAAGACGAAUCAUCAUGGGUGGCGACGGUCCUCUUCAUCGCAUGGAUCGCGGGCCCUGCAGCUUGCAGCUUCAUAAGCCAGCGCUGGGGCUACAAGGUCGCCGGUUAUCUGGUGGGUACCAUUUCGGCCAUGGCCGGAGUGAUCAUCAUGCUGGCGCCAUCACUGGCCACCAUGCUGGUGGGACGAGUCUUGACUGGAUUUGCUGCCGGGUGUACACCUGUGGUCACCACGACCUACAUAACCGAGGCGGCACAGGAACACAUACGGGGCGCUGUCGGAACUUUCUUUGGGCUCCUCUUCAAUGGUGGUAUCCUGAUCGCUUACCUGAUGGGCGCCGUAGCCUCGUACCAAAUCGUUUGUGCUAUGGCCGUCAUCUUGCCAAUUGUGUACCUACUGGGGUUCUUCUUCCUGCCCGAAUCACCACAGUAUCUACUGUCCAAGGGUAGAGAUGGCGACGCUGUCAAGUCCUUGAGAUGGUUCCGCGCUGCCGGCCACAACGUCAGUCAGGAGCUGGAACAGCUGCGGUCGAAUCUCGACAGUGGCGCGUCGGAAAACGGGGGGAGAGGGCUUUCGGUGGUCCAGUUCUUCAAGGACAGGACGUGCCGCCUUGGCUUCAUUACCGUCGUCAUGAUCAUCCUCAACCAGCAGUUCGCAGGGGUUACGAUAGCUCUGAACUACUUAGUGCAGAUGUUCUCCGCAACCGGCAACAGUUCGACAGCGGCCUGGUCAGCUGUAGUGGUUGGCGCCCUGCAGUUUCUGGCGACCUUCGUAUCCUCCGCACUGGUGGACCGGGCUGGGCGUCGCCCACUCCUGAUGGCCACCAACGGCGGGAUGGCCGCCUGCCUGCUCGCCCUGGGCGGCUACUCCUUCGCCCAGGACCGCGGAUCGGACGUGGCUUCUGUCUGGUGGCUGCCUGUGGCCGCCAUGUCGCUGCUGCUCUUUCUCAACGCCAUAGGCGUCGGCCCGCUGUUCUUCGUGAUCGUCAACGAGCUGUUCGCUCCAGAGGCCGCACCAGUUGGCGUCUCCAUUGGCCUCGGUUGUCAGAUGGUGGUCGCCACCUUCGUCAUGAAGUCGUAUGUCAUACUCGUCGACUGGUUGCAGCUCUACGGCUGCUACUGGUUCUUCAGCACUUGUUGUAUCCUCAGUAACGUGUACAUAUUCUUUUUCCUACCGGAGACAAAGAAUCGUCCCAUUAGUGAAAUUCUUCGAGAUCUAAGGAGAGAACGGAGAAGUAAGAAUAGAGACGCAGAAAAGUACGAUGAGGUGUCUACGAAGGAGAGUCGUCAGCAAGUUGCAUAGUAGUGUACAUCAUCUACAAAGUAUCAGAACAAAACCAGUGAUUUGCCCGAUAGUGAAUUAACUUGAAGGGCAGGACUGAAUUCAGGUUCCUAGAUCAUUCCUUUGUACUUUUGUUAGUUUUCUUUUUCUUAUUUGUGCAGAGGGUAAAUGAAGUCACUUCUGGCACAACUAAAUUGUGUAUACUGUGUGAAAUGAUUCUGUUUCAAAAGUCAAAGUCACGUAAGUAUUGGGCGCUAUUUAGAGUAUAAGGAAUUGCAAAGUAAGAUUUUAACUCUGUGGCUUUAGGGCUUUUCAUCUAUCGACAGUUAAAUUUACAGUUAUGUAACGAUUUAAGAACCGUUUCGAAAGGUCUAAACUCGAAACCGAAAACUUCGAAAUACAAGGCGAUCAAAAAGUCAGUAUAAAUUUGAAAACUGAAUAAAUCACGGAAUAAUGUAGAUAGAGAGGUACAAAUUGACACACAUGCUUGGAAUGACAUGGGGUUUUAUUAGAACCAAAAAAUACAAAAGUUCAAAAAAUGAUGACAGAUGGCCCUUCAUUUGAUCAGAAUAGCACUAAUUAGCAUAACAAAGUAAGACAAAGCAAAGAUGAUGUUCUUUACAGGAAAUGCUCAAUAUGUCCAACAUCAUUCCUCAACAAUAGCUGUAGUCGAGGAAUAAUGUUGUGAACAGCUCUGUAAAGCAUGUCCGGAGUUAUGGUGAGGCAUUGGCGUCGGAUGUUGUCUUUCAGCAUCCCUAGAGAUGUCGGUCGAUCACGAUACACUUGCGACUUCAGGUAACCCCCAAGCCAAUAAUCGCACGGACUGAGGUCUGGGGACCUGGGAGGCCAAGCAUGACGAAAGUGGCGGCUGAGCACACGAUCAUCCGAAGACCAGUAUCAGUUGCAAAGCGAUUUAGAAAAGAUUGCUGUAUGGUGUAGCAGGUGGCAGUUGACGCUAAAUAACGAAAUGUGUGAGGUGAUCCACAUGAGUUCCAAAAGAAAUCCGUUGGAAUUCGAUUACUCGAUAAAUAGUACAAUUCUCAAGGCUGUCAAUUCA